AACCCGAUUUUCCCGCGCUUUUGCGUUUGAAAUGGCCGAGAAGCGCGGGAGAGGGCGGCCCGGCGGGGAUGGAGGACGUCGUCGUCCUCGACGGCCCGGUGCCGGAUCCGGCGGUAUCGGAGCUAGAGAUCGCGCGGAUGCGGCUGCGGCAGCGGUGGGAGCUCGCAUCCGUUCUGCAUUUCCUCCAUGUUUUCGAGGAGCUGAUUCAGAGUGGAUUGAAGAUGUCUGGGGAGGAGAUCGAGGCUGGUCUUAUCCAGCCGAAUGAGGAUUUGGCUUCCCUUCACAUUGCUAUUUUGAAGGGCAUACCUCCUGUAACAAAAAAUUUAAAGGAAAGCGAUGCUUGGGUGACUGCAGUUUGUAAGAAGCUUGCUUCUUGGUGGCCAUGGGUUGCGGAAGGGGAGAAUCCGUUUGGACCUGAUCAUCGGGAGGCUAUAGAGAGAUACAAAGAGUUUGAUGCAACAAGUCGUUUAGUAAUCUUAAAAGCACUCUGUGAAGUUCGUGCUGAACAAGAUGAUUUAUUGAGGUAUAUCAGUGAUGCUUUGAAAGAGGGAUCCGGCCUUACGGUUUUUCGUAAAGAGAGAAUAGGCAGCAAUGACAAUGGAACUACUUACUGGUAUGAUGGUGAUGCAGUCAUUGGGCAUAGGUUAUAUAGGGAAAUAAUUCAAGUUGAGCCCAAAAAGAGAUUGAAGGGGAAAGGAAGUUCUGCAAAACCAGUUGUAGAUUCCAAGUGGGAAACAUUAGCAACCAAUCUGGAAGAAUUUCAUAAAAUAUCUGAAAAAUUAUCAUCCGGUAAAAUUAUGUCAGAAGUCACUGUGGCGAAGAUCAUCAACACUGACAUCAUUCCUGUUCUUGAGAAAUUUCAAAAGAACAAGGAAAGGGCACUGAAACGGCGACAGAGAGAAUCCUUGCUCUUAGAUAAUAUUAUGAAUUACUCUGCACUAGGGAUUUAGGUGUUCCCACCGUGAGCGCAGGCCUGUGAAGUACACAUUCGAUGAUUAUGACCGGAUAAUCAAGGAAGCUAUACAGAUAUCAAAGAAAUCAAAAACAGAAGCACCAUCAAAUCACAGUAACAAGAAUGCAGAUAAUGCUUCAAGUCAGAGUCCAGACUCAAAUGGUGCCUUGCAUUCAGAUAAAGACUCAAAUGCUUCAGGUCAGCCUGAAACAGAUGAUGAAGAGUACCUAGAAAGUGCAGGUGAUGCUGAUUGUGUAGAAAAAGAUGCUGACUACAAUGAUACACACAAUGACAGUGACAUAGCUAACAACUCUGAGAAGGAAAAAGGCAUUCAUAAACAGAAAGAUAUUAAGACUAACAUGACCAUUGGACUGCGCCGUAGUGGCAGAACAAGUGGCAAUACCAUUAACAAUGAUACAAAUGAUGUGGUGGCUAUGGGACAUGCAGCUAUGAAGAAAAGGCUCAGGCAAAGACCAACUCGUAAUGCCGGUUAUACUGUGCAAAAUUUAUCAGAUACUGAUGCUGGUAGUAACUCUGAAAGCGAAUGACAUGCUGUUAUCAUCCUCUUUGAUAUUAAGGUGACAACCUGUGAACAUAUGCAUUUUGUGCCUUUAGUUCCUUGUAGUUCUGUUGAACUGGGGAACCAAAAAGGUUUUCAAACUUACUGCAUACGUGGAAAUUCCUUGUAUUUUCUAGCACUUCAAAUAGAGGCUGAAACUGUGUUUCUAUGCCUCUGAUUUUGUUCUUAUGUCAAAGGCUUGAAU
Dioscorea cayenensis subsp. rotundata (Guinea yam) is the source of this 1716-nucleotide messenger RNA. Its product is annotated as DDT domain-containing protein DDR4. Gene Ontology annotation, cellular component: RSF complex. The transcript has 11 exons. The record is from RefSeq and is a predicted model, not a curated record. Gene Ontology annotation, biological process: regulation of DNA-templated transcription. Lineage: Eukaryota; Viridiplantae; Streptophyta; Magnoliopsida; Dioscoreales; Dioscoreaceae. Bases 69 to 950 code for a protein of 293 amino acids.